AUGCGUGCGGAUCUGUGCGCGCAUGCAUCCUGUGAGCUCGUACCUGCGCUGACCACACGGGGGAAGAUUGUUCCACCGCAGUAUGCACCUCGGACAUUGGAAAUCGGCGCUGUGAGGGCGUCGAACGAGGUGGACAUGAGGAGCCGUCUCGCUCAGUACCAGGUCGAGGUGUACGGACUACGGAGGGACCAUGUCAUCUGGGGCGCGGCAGUGACCGCGCUCGGGAACACCAUGGGGUACAGCAGAGAUCAGAUGCUCGCAGCUGCCGCGUACGUGGUGAAGACGGACGGAGGGGCUUAUCGGAGCAUUGAACCGGCGGCAUCACCCUCUACGCCGCCUCACCUACCUUGUGAGCGCACCGGUGGACCCCUCCCCGCCGAACCCUGUGGCGCGCAAUCGUGUGCGACGGGAGGUUUUGUGGCACACACGGACCUGGGCGUAAUCCAUCAGCACCCCCGGCCCCUUCCUUCCUUAUCGCGUGUGUCGCUGGCCCAUGACAGUCCUGGUGGGCCGAAGACCCCUACCAACGGGAACGGUGAAGUCGCCCCGGGUGUACGUGCGCCGACAGAGGUCCUGCUAGACACGCCUGCAGCGAAAAGGGGGGAGAAGCGACCGCGUGUCGAGGGCGGAAGCUUGGCAGCGGAAGGUACAACAGCCGCUGGUGGUGGGGGGGGAAGUGGUGGGUCCUCACAGUACACCGGGGUGCGGCGAGAAAAGAAGAGGGGGACAUGGAGCGCGAAGAUAUUGGUGAGGGAGCCUGGUCAGGCCAGGCGGACGCAUAUGCGGUUGGGGUCAUACACACAGGAGCCAGAGGCAGCUUACGCUUACGCCGCACCUGCUCAUGUGUUAAGGCCUGGCGUCGUCAUUCCGCGCACGAUCCAGUUGACACCAACGGAACAGAGCCUUCUGGCAGGAUGCUCCAAAAAGGUCAUCAAGCUCCUUGUCAAGAGUCGGAUGUGGUUCCGCUGGAGAGAGUGGGAGCAGGCUGUGCUGGACUGCCAUGGAAACAUGGAUAAUCCUGAGGCCGAGACCCCAACCGGGUCUGCAGCAGGAGGGGGUGGGGACGAGGUGGAGGAGGAGGGGGGGCAGGACGCUGAUGUCGGCAUGGACGAUGUGCAGGCGGAUACUGAACCUGUCAAUCAUACUGCUGCUGUUGGAGUAUAUGGUAAUGGGAGGGAUGCACAUAAUGGAGUUCCAGGGGAUGAUGGAGUACCAGGGGAGGACGAUUUGACGGCGGGAGGCGUUCACGUGAGUUCGAACAUGGAGACCUCGGACGUGUCGAUCGAGCCCCAGCCUGCUUCCAGGUCACAGCGGGUGUCCAAACCUCCGUCGUACCUGCGUAACGCAUACAAGCUGACUCAGAAGCGACAGCACGGGAGAAAAGCGGAGCGGGCGGUUGCAGUGCCAGCCAAGCACGCAAGGGUUUCCCAGGCGAAGGGGGUUCCUCUUAAUGUGGAGAUAAGCAUCGGUGCGGGCGAUGAGGACAUCGAGAGUGAGAGCGAGGCAUGCCCGGCGCCGUCCCGGUCAAAGAACUUGGCCUCUGUGAUGGCAGAGUCUCAGGUGACUGCCACCACCAGGCCCCGACCUCCGCUUGUGCGCGUGGCGGACAACCCUUUCGUGGCCAUGCCUGUAGCUGGGUCGUCUCGUGACCCGUCAGUGCCCGCGGAGGAGACACAAAUUCUGGUUAGUCGAGCGGAGUUCGAGGCCUUGAAGAAGGCGCAAGAAGCGAGCGCGCGCAACGUGGCCCGUCUUGAAGAUGAGCUGCAGUCUGCUAAGGCUGUGCAGGCGCGUGCACCCCCUCGCAGGCCGGACGAGCAUGUCUCGGGGAGCGGUGGAGCUUCUGGUCGGAAGCGGAGGCGUUGGGAAGAACUCGUCGAUGAGGAGACAUCCGACGAGGAGAGCGAGGAUGAGGCACCUGCGAAGAGGGGGCAUCUUAGGGUGUCCAAGUCACCGGUCCUUCAGCGGGCGCUCAAUUUUCUGCCUGCAAACAAGGCGUGGAAGCGCUCGUGCGACCUGGUGAAAGAUUACCUCUUCUUCGAGAAGGAGAACGACCGGAUUACGUUCUAUCCGAGCAGCGACGACAAGACGGUGGGAGUGUGUGCAGUGAUCGAGCGCCUGCCUUUCGACUUCGCUACACUGGCUCUGGCCGCGCACAAGGCAAGAUAG
Closterium sp. NIES-65 is the source of this 2166-nucleotide messenger RNA. NCBI's taxonomy places the organism in Eukaryota, Viridiplantae, Streptophyta, Zygnematophyceae, Desmidiales, Closteriaceae. The record is from the annotation of a GenBank genome assembly.